Molecule: messenger RNA, 893 nt
Organism: Athalia rosae (coleseed sawfly)
Lineage: Eukaryota; Metazoa; Arthropoda; Insecta; Hymenoptera; Athaliidae
Gene: RpS5a
Product: 40S ribosomal protein S5
Exons: 3
Coding region: 150-800 (216 amino acids)
Biological process (GO): translation; ribosomal small subunit assembly
Cellular component (GO): cytosolic small ribosomal subunit; ribosome
Molecular function (GO): mRNA binding; rRNA binding; structural constituent of ribosome
Source: RefSeq, a predicted model, not a curated record
CGCCGAUGCAGACCGGAUCCGAAGUCGUUACUUGACGUAUUCACCGCACCAGAUCAGCGCCAAGAUGGCAUUAAGUGUCAUGGCCUUUUCCGGUUCACGCUAGCCGCAACGAGGACGUGAAUAAACGUAGGGGUUAUUUCGGGUGAACCAUGGCGGAUUUAGAAACGUUUGACGAUGUUGUGAUCACAAAUGUGGACACUCUGCCGGUAGCAUUAUCGGCAGAGUUGCCAGAGAUCAAAUUGUUCGGUCGUUGGAACUGUGACGAUGUUCAGGUCAGCGACAUGUCUCUUCAGGACUACAUUGCGGUCAAAGAAAAGAACGCCAAAUACCUGCCUCAUUCCGCCGGCAGAUACGCCGCCAAACGAUUCCGUAAGGCUCAGUGCCCCAUUGUCGAACGUCUCACCAACUCUUUGAUGAUGCACGGUAGAAACAACGGCAAAAAACUCAUGGCUGUGAGGAUCGUCAAGCACGCCUUUGAGAUCAUUCAUCUCCUUACCGGGGAAAAUCCCCUCCAGGUCUUGGUGACUGCCAUCAUAAACUCUGGACCCCGUGAAGACUCCACCAGAAUCGGUCGUGCUGGUACAGUACGUCGUCAGGCGGUCGAUGUGUCGCCUCUGCGACGUGUAAACCAAGCUAUUUGGUUGCUGUGUACAGGAGCGCGCGAAGCUGCUUUCCGUAACAUUAAGACAAUCGCCGAAUGCCUGGCUGAUGAGCUUAUCAACGCCGCCAAAGGAUCGUCAAACUCCUAUGCUAUUAAGAAGAAGGACGAAUUAGAACGUGUUGCUAAGUCCAACCGAUAAACAGCACAUCUUCUCAAAUACUGCUUGCGUAUCGAAUUCAGAUUCAAAAUCGUACACAGGUGGUUGUUUAAUAAAUAAAAAAUCGAAAAAUAA